This is a messenger RNA of Trichoplusia ni (cabbage looper), 2396 nucleotides long. RefSeq names its product fibrillin-1-like. Lineage: Eukaryota; Metazoa; Arthropoda; Insecta; Lepidoptera; Noctuidae. Bases 909 to 2357 code for a protein of 482 amino acids. The transcript has 6 exons. The record is from RefSeq and is a predicted model, not a curated record.
UAGUAACAAUCAUGUGGGAGCACUGGUACCUAUACACAAUUUGAAUGUCUAAAUACAUAAAAAACCUCGGGCAUACUCUUAAUACAACCUUUUACAUCUUCUUGAAGCUUGGAAUUGUGAUCUUUCUCUUAGUGGUAAAGACUAAAUGAAGAAAAUUUCAAUUACAUUUAGGUAUAGUAAAUCCCGCUAAUGGUUAAAGACGAAAUUUCCUACUUACAGAAUAAAUUAUUUCAUGUCAUUGAUCAAGUUGACUAUAUACAGUUAAUCAUAUGAAGUUUCAGGGACACAGUUUACAAUAACAUAUAGAACUUAACUGGGAUAUAAAAUGAAAUCGUUUAGGUGAAUGAAUAAUCAAGUUUCACAAUUUUUGUUUCGCUUAACAUAUAUUUUUAUACCUACUGUUAUUUUUCGACACUAAUAUUUGGAUAAAAACCCAUUUGUAGCGUUCGUAAAAUAAACAGGUGAUGGUAUUUAGACAUAUUAUAAUUAUGUUGUAAAAUUUUAUACGUGUUUUGUCAAUUUUUUAUUAAUGCCAUAGAACGUAUUUUGAAAUGAUUUUAAUAACUGCAACAUAAAAUAAAUAACUCGGUUUAAAUCUCCACAGAUACGUCUCCCUUAUAAUUAUGCUGUAUUAUGAACAACGCCUUAUCCUCCCGAAAACUUUUUCAGCAUCAACAAUUAUCAAGUCAGCAGUCAAAUAAAAAACGAUACCAGAACAAUAUAUCAGCUAAUUAAUUAAAACAACAUUAACAUGCCGUUGCUGACGGUACCGUUCCGGGAGGAUUCCCUAUCACAGUCACGCUUCUGAGAUAUAUUUUUAUAAAUAUUAUAGACAGGCUUCAUUUGUCACACAUCCUGGUUGAUGUUCAGUUAUAUUUACGAUCGUCCUCAGUUGGUGUCGAGUGAAAAUGUUAUCGAAACUCAUUGUGAUACAAGGUUUUAUUCUCCUAGUUCAUAUUAUGAACGCGGAAUCACAGAUAUGUGAGAGGAAAGAAGUAAUAACGAAACAUGUGAACUUGUCGUAUUGGGGCCCUGUCUCCGUCACAUACCUGGGCUCCUGCCCUACUAGGUGCAUACGAACCCGCCGGAAGGUGGUCAUAAAAUAUAGAACUGUCCUGAACACUCAGGAAUCAAAUGUAAAAUAUUGCUGCAGCGGCUAUACCAGAAAAGAUACCUCAAGCGAUGACAGUGCCAUCGAAUGUGCUCCGAUAUGCAUGCCUUCAUGUAAGAACGGCUACUGCGCCUCCCCAGGGACCUGUGCUUGCAACAAUGGAUACGUGCCAGACCCUGAAAACAGCCACAACUGCUUGCCGGUAUGCGAGCAGAACUGUACUAAUGGAGCUUGUGUCGCAGCAAAUGUAUGUGUAUGCAACUUCGGUUACUCACUCGUCAACGAUUCUUGCCAGCCUAUUUGUACGGAACCAUGUCAUAACGGUACCUGCGUGUCUCCAGAAACCUGUGAAUGCCACAUCGGUUAUAGAAAGUCUGAGCGAAAUAUCUGUGAACCCUACUGCUCGCGUGGCUGUGUGCACGGCGCAUGCAUCGCACCUGAAGAAUGCAGCUGUAACCAUGGUUACCGCUUAUCAGAAAGUGAAGAUUUAGCAAACAAAGUUUGCAAACCUUUCUGUUCCGAAAAUUGUACGAACGGGAUUUGUGUGGAACCAGAAAAAUGCAUGUGUUUGCCCUCAUAUAAAAAAUCAGAGAACGGUGUUUGUGUACCAGCUUGCGAACCUGGUUGGAUAUUGAAGGAUAAAAAAUGCGUUGCACAAUGUAAAAUAUCAUGUGGCAACGGAACAUGUACAUUUCCUAACGUUUGUGUCUGCUAUCCUGGAUAUCGUAUCGAUUUUACUAGAUUGUUAUCAUCGGGAAAAAUAGAUGCUGCGCUAUGUGUUCCUUCGUGCACUAAUUGUAAUGGUACCUGCGUCGCUCCAGGCGUAUGCGUUACAAAACAGUCGUUGAUUUCUGUUUGUGAUGGGUGCAAUGAGACACAAACAGCUAACACAACGGAAGAAAAUACGAAUAGCACAUUGGAUGACUCUGAUACUUAUACAAGUGGAUAUAAUACUUAUUAUGAUGAUUCUAUUAGCAGCACAAUAAUAUAUGAUGAUAUAGAUAAUGCAACAGCUAGUUCAUGGAUCGCCGAUCACUGGAUACCUCUUUUUGUGCCAAUUGUGGGUAUAAUAGCGGCCAUUGUUCUCCUCUUCUUAGUAUACCGAUACACACCAGCAUGUGUAUUCUUUAAAGGAAAGAGUUACGUUGUUAAAAAUGGACCCCAAGAAAAGAAAACAAAAGGAGACGAAUCCUACAGUUUUGAAGACGUUAAAAUUCGAUUUUCAAACGUUAACAAAACGAAAUGAUGAAAUAUUUUUGUAUAUAAAUAAUUAUUCAAUAUUUUU